AUGGUGGACAUGGGAUCGCAGACGUUGUUUUACUUUGUCUUGGUGUGUGCGCUGUCUCCGGCUUCGGCUACCUCGCUGGAGAGUUUUAUUAGUGAGAUAGAUCCAUGCGAGGAGGUCUGCCAUAAAACCUACCCACUGCAUACUUACGAGAAGAGUCUACCCGGCGGUUGCUGUAGCAGAGGAUGUCGUCUGUACUCCAUCCUUGAAUUUCUUGGAGAGAGAGAUAGUGUUGGUGGUACACUCAAGACCUGUCAUGACAAUUGCCAGGAAGCAUACCCGAAGCACGCAGAAGAGAUGUCAGCAUGUUUAUUGGGAUGUAACAGCCAAAAACCUUUCAGGAACAACUUUGGGCAGACUGGCUUUGACUCCAAGAUUGCAACAGAUGGGAUGCUGAUGAUGCCCAACCCCUUCCUGUACAUGCACAACAUCUACAAUGGCAUGCUGAGUCAGGUGAAGCAGCACGUGUCUAUAUCCUGGUCCAUGUUUGUGCAAGAUGGCUCAGGCAAGAUGGUCAUUGCCAAGUCCAAGCCACAAGUGUUUGACCUAGAUUUGCAAGGUGAGGGUCAGCCUGCCAGCUUGGGAACCAGCUCUGUGAUGGAAACCAACAUAGAACCAGCGGGAAGUGUGGCCACAGAGAUGUCCAAGCACUCACAGCUCAAGUCAGCAACCAGUGCCCAGGAUGAAUUCAGUGCUGCCAAGAUCAGCCCCUUUUUUGGAAGCUGGGAUGACAGAAACAGCAACGACUUGCUGACGUGUAUUGCCCGUAAAACUGGCAUGCCCCGUCUGAUUCUCACCAUCAUCAUGUUGCUCAGUGCCAUAGCCCUCAUCUGGUUGUGUUUGUCCGCUGCGGUUACAGCCCCAGAUAUGAGAAGUUCACAGAAACUGAGUAUCCGCAGUGACCUGGAUUACCUGCAGCUGCUGCCAGAUAAAGGAACUAAAGGCGUUCUCCCACAGGAUGUUGUCGAUGCUCGGCUGCUACCAUCCAAGUUGCUGGUAGAGCAGGUUUAG
Messenger RNA from Candidula unifasciata, 1008 nucleotides. The record is from the annotation of a GenBank genome assembly. NCBI's taxonomy places the organism in Eukaryota, Metazoa, Mollusca, Gastropoda, Stylommatophora, Geomitridae.